Molecule: messenger RNA, 2076 nt
Organism: Mercurialis annua (annual mercury)
Lineage: Eukaryota; Viridiplantae; Streptophyta; Magnoliopsida; Malpighiales; Euphorbiaceae
Product: protein HIGH CHLOROPHYLL FLUORESCENCE PHENOTYPE 173, chloroplastic
Exons: 11
Coding region: 139-1821 (560 amino acids)
Source: RefSeq, a predicted model, not a curated record
AAAUUAUCCAUUUCAAUUUAGUAAUUUAAUGGGGGAAAAAUGGAAUGGAUUCAAUGGAGUGCGAUAGAAACAACAAUUAUACUUCUCUUGAACAAUAAUAAAAUCAAAUAAGAAAAAGCAGAAGGAAAAUUCAAGGAGAUGAAUGGAUGCCCAGCAGCAACUAAAUUCAGUUCUCACCGUACCAAUCUCUUCGGUUUCACUCCGAUCACAACCACCACCCAACGAAAACCAUUAAAACUCAGAGCAGGCAGCAGCGGCACCAACCGAAACGACAACAAAGAGAAAGAUAACGACAGCACAAGCAGCAAGCAGCAGUCUCUAAGUUUGGACGAUGUCAACCCCGUCGGACUCGGUCGGAAAUCUCGUCAAAUUUUCGACGAAGUAUGGAGAAAAUUCUCAGGUUUGGGACAAAUCUCAAGAACUACACGCACCGAUGAAAUGGAAGCUUUAGACGCUUUACUUAUAAGAGAAGGCCCCAUGUGCGAGUUCGUUAUCCCCGGCGCUCAGAAUACCACCGUCCUUGUCGUCGGCGCUACGAGCCGCAUUGGCCGGAUUGUUAUCAGAAAACUGAUGCUUAGAGGCUAUACUGUCAAAGCCUUGCUCAGAAACGCUGACCAGCAAGCCAUUGAUAAUCUCCCGCGCUCGGUCGAGAUUGUUAUUGGUGACGUGGGUGAUCCUGCUACUGUUAUGGCUGCUGUUGAAGGCUGUAAUAAGAUUAUUUACUGUGCCACCGCUCGUUCUUCCAUCACUGGCGAUCUUUUUAGAGUCGACCACCAAGGCGUUUCGAUUCUGACUAAAGCGUUUCAGGAUUAUAAUAAUAAACUUGCUCAGCUUCGCGCGGGUAAAAGCUCGAAGAGUAAGCUUUUGAUUGCGAAGUUUAAGUCUCCGAGUUCUUUGACGGGCUGGGAAGUUCGGCAAGGUACUUAUUUUCAGGAUGCUGUUGUUUCCAAAUAUGAUGCUGGUAUGGAUGCUAAGUUUGAGUUCACUGAUGAAGGAGAAGCCGUGUUUUCAGGCUAUGUAUUCACCAGAGGAGGUUAUGUGGAACUCUCAAAGAAGCUUUCUCUUCCCCUGGGUUAUACACUUGACAGAUAUGAAGGUCUGGUGCUCUCUGUCGGAGGAAAUGGAAGGUCCUAUGUCUUAAUUCUUGAAGCUGGCCCUUCUGCUGAUACCUCACAAAGCAAAUUGUAUUUUUCCAGGAUUACUACUAAAGUUGGAUUUUGUAGGGUCAGAAUUCCCUUUUCAUCUUUCCGCGCUGUGCAACCGGACGAUCCUCCAUUAGACCCUUUCCUUGUGCACACAUUGACAAUACGCUUUGAGCCUCGAAGACAGAGGCCUACAGAAGGACCUGUAGAAACAAAGCAAGAUUUAAGAAGCUUUAAGCUCAAACUGGAAUAUAUAAAAGCCUUGCCUACCGGGCAAGAAACAGACUUUGUCUUAGUCUCAUGUACAGGAUUAGGAGUGGAACCUAGCAGAAGGGAACAAGUUCUGAAAGCCAAGCGGGCAGGGGAAGAUUCACUGAGGAGAUCAGGCCUUGGAUACACAAUCGUUCGCCCUGGUCCUCUAAAGGAAGAACCCGGAGGCCAACGUGCUCUCAUAUUUGACCAAGGAAACAGGAUUUCUCAGGGCAUUAGCUGUGCGGAUGUGGCUGACAUCUGUGUGAAAGCACUACACGAUUCAACAGCAAGAAAUAAAAGCUUCGACGUGUGCUAUGAGUACGUUGCUGAACAAGGGAGGGAGCUUUAUGAACUGGUGGCUCAUCUUCCUGAUAAAGCAAACAACUAUUUGACACCAGCUCUCUCAGUUUUGGAGAAAAACACUUGACAAUCUUCUGUAAUUGAGAAAAAGAACACACGUGAUCGUUUACUACCAAAGCAGAAAACAGAAGAAGGAACAGAAACUGCAUGAGUAAAACAAUUGUUUUAGUUUUUGCGUUUGUAAAUUGCCUCAGAUGUUCACAUGGAAGUGUAUAUUGUAUUUGUAGUUUCAUUCAUAUAAUGUAUAAACAAUAUGGGAUCCCAAGGAUGCAAAAAGUUUCAUAUUGCACAUAGUUUCAAUAUAAUAUUUGAGAUUUUAUCC